UCUCCGCCUGUCUUCUCUCCUGACAGACCGCAAAUGACCUCAGUCUCUGCAAUAUCACACAACUUAGACUGGAGCGCUCAAUAAACGGCUUACCGGGAGCGAUGGCCGGGAUGUUCGGGAAGAUAUUCGUUGGCAUUUAUGUGGAGAUAAAACGGAGCGACGGACGAAUACACCAGGCGAUGGUCACAUCACUGCAUGAAGACAAUGAGAGUGUGACAGUGGAAUGGAUUGAGAACGGAGACACCAAAGGGAAAGAGAUUGAUCUGGAGAGCGUCUUUGCUCUGAAUCCAGAUGUAGCUCCUGAUGAAGAGAUACCACAGAGUCCCGAGGCUCCUGUUCCUCCCUCCAAUGUUGCCAAAACCAGCAAAGUACCCAAGACCAGACGGAUUACAGCGAUACCCAAGGCUGAAAAUACCCCACGGGAGAACAGAGCUGCCUCAGUGGGAACAACCCGGGCACGUCCCAGUCAGCACAGCCAAGCUGCGGAGCCACCCCCACCAACCAUCGUUCCCCAGCCUGCCGUAAACCAGUCCCUGAUACAGCAGCAGAACGCACGGAGGAAAUCUAACUGUGUGAAGGAGGUGGAGAAACUGCAGGAGAAAAGAGAGAAGAGACGUCUUCAGCAACAAGAGCUCAGAGAGAAGAGGGCACAAGAGGUGGACGUUAAUUUACCAAACUAUGAGAUUAUGUGUAUGAUCAGAGACUUCAGAGCCAGUCUGGACUACAGACCUUUAACCACAAACGAUCUGAUUGAGGAGCACAGGAUAUGCGUGUGCGUUCGUGCACGUCCCCUCAACAAAAAAGAGUUAUCAACAAAGGAUCUGGAUGUGAUCACCAUUCCCAGUAAGGACGUUGUAAUGGUCCAUGAGCCCAAGCAGAAAGUUGACUUGACCCGCUACCUGGAGAACCAGACCUUCCGAUUUGACUAUGCCUUUGAUGAGAACUCCACCAAUGAAAUGGUUUACAGGUUCACUGCUCAGCCGCUGGUUGAGACCAUUUUUGAGAGGGGAAUGGCGACGUGCUUUGCAUACGGACAAACUGGAAGUGGAAAAACACAUACAAUGGGAGGGGACUUCUCAGGAAAGAACCAGGACUGCUCCAAAGGGAUCUAUGCACUGUCUGCCAGAGACGUUUUUCUCAUGUUAAAGAAGCCAAAUUAUAAGAAGCUGGACCUGCAAGUUUUUGCCACAUUUUUUGAAAUUUACAGUGGGAAGGUGUUUGACCUGUUAAACCGUAAAGCCAAGUUACGGGUGCUGGAGGACGGGAAGCAGCAGGUGCAGGUGGUGGGCCUGCAGGAGAGGGACGUGAAAUGCACAGAAGACGUCCUCAAACUCAUCGAAGUGGGAAACAGCUGCAGGACGUCUGGGCAGACAUCAGCCAAUGCUCACUCCUCCCGGAGUCACGCUGUUUUCCAGAUCAUCCUGCGUCGGCGGGGGAAGAUGCAUGGAAAGUUCUCUCUUAUCGACCUGGCGGGGAAUGAGAGAGGGGCAGACACGUCCAGCGCUGACCGGCAGACUCGCCUCGAGGGAGCAGAGAUCAACAAGAGUCUGCUGGCACUCAAGGAGUGUAUUCGAGCCCUGGGCAGAAACAAACCACACACUCCAUUUAGAGCCAGCAAGUUAACCCAAGUGCUGCGGGACUCGUUCAUAGGAGAAAACUCCAGAACAUGCAUGAUUGCAACCAUCUCUCCUGGGAUGGCAUCUUGUGAAAACACGCUGAACACAUUGAGAUAUGCCAACAGAGUAAAGGAAUUUGGGAUAAGUCCCUCAGACAUUCCCUUCUCCCAGAGUGGGGGUGGAGGAGGUCGCUCUGAGCUCUCCCCUACCUAUGAGGUGAAGGAGCUCACAGUGGACCCUGCGGCAGCCAUGAUGGAGAGCCAUCAGGGAGGACACAUCACGCAGCUGGAGGUGCUGGAGGCUCAGUGGGGAGUGGGGAGCUCUCCACAGAGAGAUGAUCUGAAGCUGCUCUGUGAACAGAACGAGGAAGAGGUUUCCCCGCAGCUCUUCACUUUUCAUGAAGCCGUCUCUCAGCUGGUAGAAAUGGAGGAGCAGGUGCUAGAGGAUCACAGGGCUGUUUUUCAGGAGUCGAUCCGGUGCUUGGAGGAUGAGAAGGUGCUUCUGGAAAUGACAGAGGAGGUGGACUAUGAUGUUGAAUCAUAUGCAACUCAGUUAGAACAAAUCCUGGACCAGAAGAUAGACAUUCUUACUGAGCUAAGAGAUAAAGUCAAGUCUUUCCGUUGUGCUCUCCAGGAAGAGGAACAAGCUAGCAAACAAAUCACCCCCAAGAGGCCUCGGGCGCUAUAGAUGCAUAACAUGUGCUAUUUCACUGAUUGGUCCUCAGAGAGGUGAAGGCCAUAAGGAGGUCAGUGCUGAUGAAGCAGCUGAUUUAACUCAGCUGUGAUUUUAUGGUGUGAGUUCCUGUAAGUGUGUUUGGUUUCCCCCUGACCUCUCUGCUGUACAGACUGCUUCCUGUCAUCCAUCCAUCCAUUUGCAAAGCCAAAGAGCGUACCGCCCACGCUCUGCCAUGUUCCUGUAAAGCAUAUCUAUAAAGUUUUUCUCUGUGUGCUUAAUCCCAAGUACUUGAUUUUAAAACAAAAAAAAGUUCAGACAUUGUUUAAAAUUAUUUUUUAUCAGAUCAGUCAUGCUCACCAGGGCAAUUUUAUAAACAACUUUUGCCAUUUUGUGCAAUAUUUGGAGGAAUUUUUCUUCCUGUUCUUCCUGUUUCAGCUCGGAUGAACAGGGCAUGUCAAGUUUGUGUGUAACAUGAGCCACGUGUUUGUGUUGAUACUGUAUGUAAUUAAGGUUUGAUUGAGACAAGCCUAAAAUUAACCUUAACAUUAACUGCGCUAAAGGGUGCACUAUGAUCAAGGUGUUUCAGGAUACAUUUACAGAAACUGAGUUCUUUUUUCAUUUGCCAUAA
Messenger RNA from Pelmatolapia mariae (spotted tilapia), 2919 nucleotides. Its product is annotated as kinesin-like protein KIF2A. The transcript is spliced from 21 exons. Gene Ontology annotation, molecular function: ATP binding; microtubule binding; microtubule motor activity. The coding region runs from base 102 to 2303 and encodes 733 amino acids. Lineage: Eukaryota; Metazoa; Chordata; Actinopteri; Cichliformes; Cichlidae. Gene Ontology annotation, biological process: microtubule-based movement. The record is from RefSeq and is a predicted model, not a curated record.